CUCAAGGAAGAAGGUGAAGCAUAUGGGGCGCCGGCCGAAAUACCAAAUACUAGUACUAAAAACAUUCCGGCGAAGGGGUGGCGCCGGCACCGGCUCUCCCCCCGGUUCCGCCCCUGCAUGCUGUCUCAGCUCUGUUUCUCUGGACCAGAAGAAAGGAGGUCUGGGGAGAAAUAGGCACACUCCGGUCCGAAGACGCAAGUCGAUGGGGCGUCGGGGUCGGUUGGGAGAAGUCAGUCAGUCGACAAAUAUGAAUCCUGAUGGUUGCAGCGGAGCGUGUUGAUGGACUUUGGAGCCUUCCUUCCUUUCUGGUCUGAAGAUCAGAGGAGGAAGGAAUCUUAUACUAAAAGCACUAGGCAGAAAAUUCUCCGGCCGCUCAGUGCUUAGGGCUAAAAUGUAAUUUCCGCUGCAUUUCUCCGCUUCAGCUUAGCUCUUCGACUACACCUUCUCCUUCUCUUCUUCGCCAGAAAUAUCUCAUGCUAUCUCCUUCUCACGGAUUUGGUGUAUCAAUCUCUUCUAUUCGCCAGAAAUCUCUCCUCCCAUUUGCAGGUAUUUCUUCUCACCGUUCGAAUCCAUAGGUAUCACACUCUAGCUUUUCGAAUCGAUCAAGGUAUUUCGAUCAAGGUCCAUAUAGAACUUCUCAAAAAUAGAGUCAUAGAGCAUGGUUAGUUCCUCCGGCGGCGUGGCUACAUCGACCUUAAUUCCACAAGAUAUGGAGAAUUACAGAAACAUUUAUAUUUCUGUUCUUAUUUUGUCAACUGCUCCCACCAUUCUGAUUCAGUCCUCCGGUUUCAUCUCAAUGACUCAAUCCAAGUUUGUGUUAUAACAUGAUAAUGCAAAUGAAUGUACCUCAUUAUGUGCUCAAGCCUUAGUCACUCUCAACGAGUAUCACUCAACACUUAUUGAUGUUGAUAGGCUCAUUGAGUUGAAUCCAUCAUCAGAAGUAUUUCAAAACCUUCAUGCUCGCUUAAAGCACUACACUGGUGAAAGUCUCUUUUCUUCUGAUAAGUUUGGAUGGUGGGGUUCAACGAUAGUGUGGCUAAAUCUUUAAAGCAAGUUUAGUUUGGAAAUCUCUUUUCUCAUGACAAGUUUGGAUGGUGGGGUUCAAUGAUAAGGAAUCAAAUCCACCAAAUUGGUAAUCUUAGUUUCAGUUCAGAGAUGGAAACCAAAUAUUUCAAGAAUGGGUUCGCAUCAGGAAAUGGAUCUGACAUUUUAAAAUCCAAAAUAAAACCAAAUGAGAUGAAGAACCUGUUCAUCUUGGGAUCCUGUCAUGCAAGGAGAUAAUGCCAUUACACAUAAGGUUGAUGGACCUACUAUAAUUGGAAUGAAUAAAAGAUAGAUUGAUGAUACAUUUGGAGAUUAUACUGCAAUUCAAGGCUAAACAAGUUCCGAAUGGGGUUUGGUUUAACACUGGAAGGAGCUGCAGCCGGUAUAAAAAACAUCGAUGGUUGGAGCAAAAUCUAUACACUUAAGAUGGAGCAUGAGUUGGAAGUAGCACAACCAGUGAAGUUUGGUGUUUUGAGGGCCAUUAAUUUUGACAAGAAAUCAACCUCGGAUGCUGCAAGUGAAAACAUGGGCGAAGUUGUUGAAUGCAUUUUACACAAGCGUGAAGCUGGAGCUGGAACUGAUAUACAAAGUCCAAGCGCAGUGCUAUGAGGACGCUAAGCUGAUGAAAUUGUUCCCUGAAAACAUAAGGUUACUUUUUGACCAGGAUGUCCUUGCUGAAGACAGAAGACACCAUCCUUCCUUGGUUCUGCAUGCAAAGGAACAAAUCCCAAGACAAUCAUUUGUGAAAUCGCUGGAGCACUUCGUGAAGUGGCUAGAGGAGGCUAAGGAAGAGGAGUCAGUAACCACUCUGGCAUUGUAGACUGGCAGAUGACUGUGUCACACACUCACAACGUUUCAACUUAUGCACUGUUUAUUCUAGAUUUAUAGUUCUUUUAGUUUGUUUUUUUUCUUCGCAAUAUGCUAUGCUCAUCUCAGGUGAUAUUAUUAAGAUGGUUGUGGUAGUGUUACUUAUACAUUUUUUCUGUUCAGCUGUUGUGAAUUUGUUAUAAGACUGUGUUUGUAGUGGCACAUAAUAAUCCACAUAGGACGUUUCACCAAUUGGUAUUGGUCUUACUAAUUGGUGGGCAUAACUGACAGCAUAUGCAACAAGAUGCACUGUGUGAUGCUCACUUUAU
Molecule: messenger RNA, 2180 nt
Organism: Cuscuta europaea
Lineage: Eukaryota; Viridiplantae; Streptophyta; Magnoliopsida; Solanales; Convolvulaceae
Source: the annotation of a GenBank genome assembly